Molecule: messenger RNA, 1446 nt
Organism: Miscanthus lutarioriparius
Lineage: Eukaryota; Viridiplantae; Streptophyta; Magnoliopsida; Poales; Poaceae
Source: the annotation of a GenBank genome assembly
AUGGCGACCACGACAACCAAACACGUCGUUCUCUUCCCCUUCCCUGGUCAGGGCCACCACGCAAGCUUCCUCGCCAUCGCCCGCCUCCUCGCCCGUGAGCUCCCGGACGCCGCCAUCACGCUCGUCUCCACUCCACGCAACGUCGCCGCCCUGCGCUCCUCCUCGUCGGCCACCACUAUCUCUAUCGGCUUCCACGCUCUGCCGUUCGUCCCGGCCGACCACGGCCUGCCCGUCGGCUGCGAGUCAACCAGCUCCCUCCCGUUGCCAUCGUUCGUCACGCUCUUCGAGGCCUUGGAGUCCCUGGAGCCCGCCUUCGACGACUACGUGUCGGGCCUCCGCGGACAGAGCGGCGGCGAGGCGGACAUCUGCAUCGUCGCCGAUGUGUUCGUCGCGUGGACGGUGGGCGUCGCGCGGCGGCACGGGUGCGCGCACGCGGUCUUUGUCUCCUGCGGCGCGUUCGGGACGGCCAUCUUUCACGCCCUGUGGAACCUCAUGCCGGCGCUGCCUUUCGGCUCCGACGGCUUGCUCCGCCUGCCAGAGUACCCGGACGUGGUGCUCCACCGGUCGCAGCUGUCGCCCGUCUUCCUCCUCCACGCCGAGUUGAGCGACCGGUGGACGGCGUUCUACCAGCGGGCCAUACGGCACGGGUAUCGCACGGACGCGGUGCUCGCCAACACCGUGGAGGAGUUCGAGAGCACGGGGCUGACAAUGAUGCGCCGUGCUGCCGGCAAGGUUCCGGUCAGGCCCAUCGGCCCUCUCGUCCGCUGCGGCAACGACUCAAGCAUGGACGAGACCGACGGCGGCGGCGUUCUCCGGUGGCUGGACACGCAUCCUCAGUCGUCCGUCUUGUACAUUUCUUUCGGGUCACAGAACACCAUACAAGCCAAGCAGAUGACGGAGCUCGCCGCAGCGCUGGAAACCACCGGCCGGCCGUUCGUCUGGGCGAUCCGGCCGCCCGUGGGGUUCGACGUCGCCGGCGCGUUCCGCGACGAGUGGCUACCCGAGGGGUUCGAGGCGCGGGCGCGCGCCGAGAACAGAGGCCUCGUCGUGCGCGGGUGGGCGCCGCAGGUGCGGAUCCUGGCGCACGCCGCCACGCGCGCGUUCCUCAGCCACUGCGGGUGGAACUCGGUGCUGGAGAGCCUGACGCACGGCGUGCCCAUCCUCGGGUGGCCCAUAGCUGCGGAGCAGUUCUACAACGCGCGGAUGCUGGCGGAGGAGUGGGGGGUGUGCGCGGAGGUGGCGCGCGGGAACCUGGAGAGCUCGGCCGUGGAGAGGUCCAAGGUGGCCGAGGCCGUGGAGACGGUGAUGGCGGACACCGUGGCGUCGGCGGCCAUGCGGCGGCGGGUCAAGGAGGUCCAGGAGGUGUUGACGAGUGCCUGGCGGCAGGACGAGGGAUCGUCUGCGACGGCGCUGCACGAGUUCUUAAGAGCCAUGAACCUGCAAUGA